CUGAGCGGCGCUAACGUCGGCUCGUGUGAUUGGCCCAGAGGUUUGGCGCCUCCGCAGCAGCCGCGGUGACGGACGCGGAGCGGUUUGAACAUCAGCAGCGCGGAGGCGGAAGCAGCGGAACCGUUUUAAAACGUCACUGUCCGGGCGAACCGAACCGAGAUUCUGCUCCAGGAACGCGGCAGCUCCAGAGCUGGACUCGGGCCCGAGGCGGAGGCACGGCGGCUCCUUCUGUAGCCGUCUGUGGGUGCGGUGAAGCCGGCGUCGCGCACAGCGAGUCGCUCCCUCCUCCCGUUGCUAACGGCUAACUAGCCGGCGAGCUAACGUAGCAGCUAAUCCCGGACACAAAGGACGACUUCCCCCGUGUUUGGCCUGUCGCUCCCCGGCAGCCCCGGUGAAUGAGGCCGGGUUCUCCGGUGCGGUUUGAUCAUGGUGCUCACUGGGAAGCGCUCGGAGAAAGGUCCCGCUUGCUGGAAGAGGAGGGUCAAGUCUGAGUACAUGAGGCUGCGGCAGCUCAAACGCUUCAGACGGGCCGACGAGGUCAAGAGCAUGUUCAGCACCAAUCGUCAGAAGAUCGUGAAGCGAACUGACAUUCUGAACCAGGAGUGGAAGACCCGGCGAAUCCAGCCUGUCCACAUCAUGACGUCCGUCAGCUCUCUAAGAGGAACCCGAGAGUGUACGGUGGAUAGCGGCUUCUCAGAGUUCCCUCGGCAGGUCAUCCCCCUGAAGACGCUCAACGCUGUGGCCUCAGUGCCGGUCAUGUACUCCUGGUCACCGCUGCAGCAGAACUUCAUGGUGGAGGAUGAGACGGUGCUGCACAACAUCCCUUACAUGGGAGACGAGAUCCUGGACCAGGAUGGUACUUUCAUAGAAGAGCUUAUCAAGAACUAUGACGGCAAAGUCCACGGAGACAGAGAGUGCGGCUUCAUCAACGACGAGAUCUUCGUGGAGCUGGUUAAUGCUCUGUCACAGUACAGCGACAACGAGGAUGACGACGACGAGGAAGAACAGGACUUCAAGGUCGACAAGAUGGAGCUGUGUGACAGCAAGGAGCACCCGGAAGACCCCCGCAAGGAUGGGCUCCUUAACAGUGAGAGCCGAACCAGCAGCGACAGCUCCAAGAAGUUUCCGUCGGACAAGAUUUUUGAAGCCAUCUCCUCCAUGUUCCCCGACAAGGGCUCCACUGAGGAGCUCAAAGAGAAGUACAAGGAGUUGACGGAGCAGCAGCUGCCCGGCGCGCUGCCGCCUGAAUGCACGCCGAACAUCGACGGCCCCAACGCCCGCUCUGUGCAGCGUGAACAGAGCCUGCACUCCUUCCACACACUGUUCUGCCGGCGCUGCUUCAAAUAUGACUGCUUCCUCCACCCUUUCCACGCAACUCCAAACACGUAUAAACGCAAGAACCUGGAGAACCUGGUGGAAAGUAAACCCUGCGGCAUCGACUGCUACAUGUACCUGGUGCAGGACGGGAUGGUGAGGGAGUACCCGGAAGGCGUGGUCGCUGAACGAGCCAAAACUCCCUCCAAGCGCACAGUGGGCCGUCGCCGCGGACGACUGCCCAACAGCCGGCCCAGUACUCCCACCGUUUCCUCGGAAACCAAAGACACCGACAGCGACCAAGAGGAAAGCAAAGACGAUGAGCGGGACGACAAAGACGAUGACGACAAGAAGGACGACAACACCAGCAGCUCAGAGGGGAACUCGCGCUGUCAGACUCCAGUGAAGAUGAAGCUGACGGAUGAGGCUGAGGCGGUGGAGUGGAGCGGAGCCGAAGCUUCUCUCUUCAGGGUUCUCAUCGGGACAUACUACGACAACUACUGCGCCAUCGCACGGCUCAUAGGCACCAAGACCUGCAGACAGGUUUACGAAUUCAGGGUCAAGGAGUCGAGCAUCAUCGCUCGGGCUCCUGCCGAAGACGAGGACACGCCUCCGAGGAAGAAGAAGAGGAAACACAGACUGUGGGCCACUCACUGCAGGAAGAUUCAGCUGAAGAAAGACGGCUCGUCCAAUCACGUGUACAACUACCAGCCGUGUGACCACCCACGGCAGCCCUGCGACUCGUCCUGUCCCUGCGUCACCGCUCAAAACUUCUGUGAAAAGUUCUGCCAGUGCAGCUCUGAGUGUCAGAAUAGAUUCCCGGGUUGCCGGUGCAAAGCCCAGUGUAACACCAAGCAGUGUCCCUGCUACCUGGCGGUGAGGGAGUGUGACCCCGACCUCUGCCUGACCUGCGGCGCCGCCGACCACUGGGACAGCAAAAACGUGUCCUGCAAGAACUGCUCCAUCCAGAGAGGAGCCAAGAAGCACCUGCUGCUCGCCCCGUCAGAUGUGGCAGGUUGGGGCAUCUUCAUCAAAGAGCCGGUCCAGAAAAACGAGUUCAUCUCGGAGUACUGUGGAGAGAUUAUCUCUCAGGAUGAGGCCGACCGCAGAGGAAAGGUCUACGACAAAUACAUGUGCAGCUUCCUCUUCAACCUCAACAACGACUUUGUUGUUGACGCCACGAGAAAAGGAAACAAGAUCCGCUUCGCCAACCACUCGGUCAAUCCCAACUGCUAUGCAAAAGUGAUGAUGGUGAACGGAGAUCACCGGAUCGGGAUCUUUGCCAAGCGAGCCAUCCAGACCGGAGAGGAGCUCUUCUUCGACUACAGGUACAGUCAGGCGGACGCUCUGAAGUACGUCGGGAUCGAGCGGGAGCUGGAGAUCGCCUGAGCCUGACUUCUACCUCCUGUGGAUCAGCGACACGACGGCCUUACACACAAACCGACACACGCUCACUUCAGGAAAUCCAGACCACUCGUCAACAACGCUAGAAAGCUUCAGGAAAUCUGGGAAUAUUGUUUUUAUACCUUUCAUAUCCACUUUUCUUUGAGGGUUUUUUUUUUUUUUCCUGCUGUCACCAAAUCUUCCUUUUCUGUGGGGGGGGUGUUUUUGUAUUCACGAACCUCCUCAGCUGAAGGUGACAUCACCUACGACCUGAACGGUUCUUUUUAAACAAAUAUCUGAACAUCAAGUGUCGGCCAUUGAGACGACAAACCCUCGACUGUCUGUCAGGCUUCAGUGACCAAACCUUCACCCCCCCGCUCUGUUUGUACCUUGUUCUUAUUCAGUGAACGAACCAGCAGCCACUGACCGCUCUGUAGAACACGGCUGCUGCUUCAGGUGCUAACGUCAACAAACAGGAAACCCGACAAACGUGUGACGCUUUGUUUCCUGAUCCAGAAGGUUUUCACUUCCUGUCUCCGCUGUCGUCUGUCAGUUCGUGUUUUCCUCGGCGGCUCCACUGUGCUCGACUCUUCCUCGGCUCCUGGUUUGUGCCUCGUCUUCACGUUGCUUCUCGUCCGUGUGAAGAAACUGAAACUUUCAGCUUCUUGUUCAAAGUCACUGACUCGAUGAAACUCAGGAGCAGAUUCUGAUAGUUCCCCAGUUUAAGAGUGAACACGUCGAUAUUGAAGGGCUUCAAACUAUUUAUCAUCACGUCAAUGGUCUUUUUUCUGUUUAAUCGUGUGAUGCUUUCAAAUGUCGUGUUUAACGAACCUUAAGAGCUUCAAUUAAAAAUGGAUAUAAAACAAAAUCUUGAAAUUCUUAAAGUUUGAGAAACUGGAGAUAAUUUUCCAAAGUAAACGUGUUAUGAGAUUCAGACGAGGUCGAGCACAGUGACCUGAGGACAUGUUUGUGGAAGCUGCCUCGUCCCGCUCUGCUGUGCCUUGUCACUCCAUGUUUGUAGAUCCUGCUUUUCACUUAGUGCAUGAAGAGGUUUUCAGAAGAGGGUCCUCACGUUACUGUACUGCCUCCUCCUGGUGAUGUCCAAUCAGUAGAAUUUAAUCUUCUUGGUUUUCGGAGCAUUCCUCUUGUUAAAUAAUUCUUUUACUAACGUGCAGACCAACACUCCCUCGGGGACUCUGGUGCUCGCUCCUGAUGUCGACUUGAAGCAAUACCAGCCGCUCUUCUCUUUACCUCCACCUGUCGUUAGGCAGAUGAAACCCGGUGCUUCGGUCGGACUCAUCCUGAAAUGUGGGAGAAAUGACUCCAGGUCGGGAGAAGAGAUUCAUUUAGUCUUUGUGACAUUUCCUGAACCUUUGAGUUUCUCAGACAGAUGUGCAGGAACAUUAAAAUUCUGACAAACAAUCGACAGCAGCUGUUUUCAUUAAGUGUUUAUCUCAGCGGCCGAGUGACGGGUCAGAAGUUCCCACGUGUUCCUGAACGUGUUUUUCUUUUUGAUCGUCGUUGAGCUGAAGAGGAAACGUGACUUUCUGAACUCUUCAGCUUCAUCGGUUCAGACUGUGCUAACUUCUCUUUCCUCUCGUCAGACCAGGACCACUUUUUUUCCUCCGAGAACACAGGUGCUGAUUUUUGUAAUGUUUACAGGGAUUCUUGUUGUUGGAAGUUGAUGCAGAUAAAAAUAUUAUAAAUG
Molecule: messenger RNA, 4405 nt
Organism: Hippoglossus stenolepis (Pacific halibut)
Lineage: Eukaryota; Metazoa; Chordata; Actinopteri; Pleuronectiformes; Pleuronectidae
Gene: ezh2
Product: enhancer of zeste 2 polycomb repressive complex 2 subunit
Exons: 19
Coding region: 427-2703 (758 amino acids)
Biological process (GO): chromatin remodeling
Molecular function (GO): protein binding; histone H3K27 methyltransferase activity
Source: RefSeq, a predicted model, not a curated record